Dendrobium catenatum is the source of this 1889-nucleotide messenger RNA. RefSeq names its product protein NRT1/ PTR FAMILY 6.1. Gene Ontology annotation, cellular component: membrane. The record is from RefSeq and is a predicted model, not a curated record. Lineage: Eukaryota; Viridiplantae; Streptophyta; Magnoliopsida; Asparagales; Orchidaceae. Gene Ontology annotation, molecular function: transmembrane transporter activity. Gene Ontology annotation, biological process: transmembrane transport; oligopeptide transport.
GGAAUGAGAUGGCAGAGAGAAUGGCCUACUUUGGGCUGUCGGUGAAUAUGGUGGCAUUCAUGUUCUAUGUCAUGCACCGACCAUUUACUAGCUCUGCUAAUGCAGUGAACAACUUCCUUGGGAUAUCACAAGCUUCAUCUGUGCUUGGUGGUUUCCUUGCUGAUGCCUUUCUUGGUAGAUACUGGACGAUAGCGAUAUUCACAACAAUCUAUCUUAUUGGUUUGACGGCAGUAACCUUAAUUGCUACAGUGGGCGUCUUCAUGCCUAAUCAAUCCCAUUGUGACCAGUUGUCCAUACUACUUGGAAGUUGUGAGCAGCCCAAGCCAUGGCAGAUGACUUACCUUUAUACAGUUCUUUACAUAACAGCUUUUGGAGCUGCGGGUAUCAGGCCUUGUGUCUCUUCAUUUGGUGCAGACCAGUUCGAUGAGAGAAGUAGAGAUUAUAAGGCCCACUUGGAUCGAUUCUUCAACCUAUUUUAUCUUUCAGUUACCAUUGGGGCAAUUGUGGCCUUCACGAUGGUGGUGUAUAUUCAAAUGAAAUAUGGCUGGGGUUCUGCCUUUGGUUCUUUGGCCAUUGCAAUGGGCAUUUCAAACGUGAUCUUCUUUGUUGGCACACCCCUCUAUCGGCAUAGAUUGCCUGGAGGCAGUCCUCUUACUCGUGUUGCGCAGGUCUUGGUUGCUGCUGCUAGAAAGAGAAAUGUUUCCUUCUCUCAUAGUGACUUCCUAGGCCUGUAUGAAAUCCCUGGCAGAAGAUCUGCUAUCAAAGGAAGUGGCAAGAUUGAACAUACUGAUGAAUUCCGGUGUUUAGAUAAGGCUGCUUUGCAACUGAAGGAAGAUGGUGUAGAACCCAGUCCCUGGAAACUUUGCACUGUAACUCAAGUUGAGGAAGUUAAGACACUUAUAAAGCUUCUACCUAUUCCUGCCUGCACAAUAAUGCUUAGUGUUAUCCUGACAGAGUUCCUGACCCUCUCAGUCCAGCAAGCAUACACGCUAAAUACCCACCUGGGACAUCUAAAGCUCCCAGUUACCUGCAUGCCUGUGUUCCCCGGUCUCAGUAUCUUCCUCAUCUUAUCUCUCUACUAUUCUACCUUUGCACCACUCACCCGCAGAAUCACCGGGCACCCUCAAGGUGCAUCCCAACUUCAAAGAGUUGGCCUUGGCCUUGCCGUAUCUAUACUCUCUGCAGCAUGGGCUGGUCUUUUCGAGAGGUAUCGAAGAAACUAUGCCAUCAAACACGGAUACGAGGCUCUUUUCUUGACUCAAAUGCCUAGUUUGAGUGCUUACUGGUUGCUGAUUCAAUACUGUCUUAUUGGAAUAGCUGAGGUCUUCUGCAUUGUCGGUCUUCUUGAAUUCCUUUAUCAGGAGGCUCCUGAUGCUAUGAGGAGUAUUGGGUCUGCUUAUGCUGCCAUUGCUGGAGGAUUGGGCUGCUUUGUUGCUACCAUAUUAAACAACAUUGUAAGAUCAGUGACAGGAAAUGAGGCUGGAGGACGCCCAUCUUGGUUAUCACAGAACAUAAAUACUGGAAGAUUCGAUUACUUGUACUGGCUUCUGGCUGUGCUGAGCGUGAUAAAUUUCUCUGCUUUUCUGUUCUUUGCCAACCGCUAUGAGUACAGGUCAAAGAUGAUAGCGGAAAUGCAAGGGGAAUUGAAACCGAACGCUGAUGGUUAGGGGAGUCACACGAGGCAGGUUUGGUAUCCUAAAUUUAUACUAGAAUUAUUUUAUUAAUUGUGUUGGCUUAUUUUGUACUCCUGUGACUUUGAUGAGGGUAUUUUUUUGGCCUAUUUUAAAAAGGAAACACCUCAAUCCAGAGAGAUAAAUGCAGGUGGACAAAAUAAUGUCUUAAAAAGAUUAGUUGAUCAUAUAUUGAAAUUGCUGCCUUUCUGUUGUUUA